Molecule: messenger RNA, 1008 nt
Organism: Colletotrichum higginsianum IMI 349063
Lineage: Eukaryota; Fungi; Ascomycota; Sordariomycetes; Glomerellales; Glomerellaceae
Exons: 2
Coding region: 1-1008 (335 amino acids)
Molecular function (GO): GTP binding
Source: RefSeq, a predicted model, not a curated record
AUGUCAACCACGAGUCCUCCAAGUACCGAAACCAAGGAUGAUUCAAGCGAAGGCGUCGUUCUGGUCAUGGGAGUUACUGGGGCGGGGAAGAGUUACUUCUUGAACCAGCUCCAGAACCAUAGUGUCAAAGAGGGGCACUCGUUGUUUGCCGAGACCCAGAGCUGUCAAGCUGUCCAGAUCUUUCUCGAUGGCGACGAGUCGCGCAGUAUAACGGUUGUCGACACUCCCGGAUUCGAUGAUACGGAGCGUUCCCCGGCCGAAAUCCUCGCCGAAAUCACCGAAUACCUGGCCGCUCAGCAUGCUUCCGGCCUUCCUUUGCGAGGAAUCCUGUACCUCCACAAGAUCACAGACAAUAAAAUGACGGGCACGUCAAAGUCGUAUUUACGUCUCCUCGAGAGCCUGGUGGGAGAUGACGCCCUCAAGAACGUCAUUCUCGUCACGACCAUGUGGAAUAUGCUCCGCCCGCAGGACCGCAGGCGCGCCCUCCAGCGCGAGCAGGAGCUGCUCGACAACUUCUGGAGUUCCAUGGAGCAGAAGGGAUCCUACGUCGCGCAAUUCGACGGCACCUCAGACUCGGCAUAUGCCCUCAUCUUCCAGCUCGCGGGAAAGGAGAGCGUCGUGCUCGACAUCCAGAAGGAGAUCGUCGACCAGGACAGGUCCAUUCUCGAAACCAAGGCCGGCACAAACCUGAUCCACCAGCUGGAGAAGGACCACGAGACCUACCGGCUCAAGAAAUAUGACGUAGAGGAGCGGCUGGAGAAGGAGCUGCGGGUGCAGCCCCGGAACAAGGACAAGAUACGGGAGCUGAAGGAGGAGAAGGAGGAGGUGGAGAAGAUCCUGCGGAUCAUGGGCGACUCUGUCGAGCGGAUGAGGGUCCGUCCCGGGUUCCCCAUGCGGCAGCGCAUGAAGAAAGCUAUGAAGGAACAGGGGAUGAACGCGGCUGUUGCGCUGGGCGUCGUGCUGAAUGUGACCUUCUUUGUGGUUCGCCUGGUGCUCGGGAACCAGUAG